AUGGGCACUGAUGAACAUUGAUAGGUGGCACUGAUGGCAAUGAUGAGGAGGCACUGGUAGAUGGCACUGAUGGGCACUGAUGAGGAGGCACUGGUAGCCAGGGGCGGACUGACAACUCAUGGGGCCCCCCCGGGCAAUAGGGGAUCAUGGGGCCCCUGUAUCCUUGCCCAAACUCAAAAAAGCCUAUGAAAAAUUUACCAGGGGCAUCUCAUGGGACCCCCUACAGACCCCGGGCCCUCGGGCAGUGCCCGAGUUUCCAAAUGGUCAGUCCACCCCU
Molecule: messenger RNA, 277 nt
Organism: Staurois parvus
Lineage: Eukaryota; Metazoa; Chordata; Amphibia; Anura; Ranidae
Source: the annotation of a GenBank genome assembly